Molecule: messenger RNA, 726 nt
Organism: Camarhynchus parvulus
Lineage: Eukaryota; Metazoa; Chordata; Aves; Passeriformes; Thraupidae
Product: methyl-CpG-binding protein 2-like
Biological process (GO): negative regulation of transcription by RNA polymerase II
Cellular component (GO): heterochromatin; nucleus
Molecular function (GO): chromatin binding; double-stranded methylated DNA binding; methyl-CpG binding
Source: RefSeq, a predicted model, not a curated record
UUCUUCGCUGCGAAGAAAAUGGCGGCGGCGGCGCCGAGCGGCGACGAGGGGCGGCUGGAGGAGAAGUCCGAGGAGAACCUGCAGCGGCCGCCCAAGGCCAAGAAGCCCAAGAAGGAGCGCAAGGAGCCGGAUCAGCCCGCGGCUGAGCCCGCCGAGGCCGGCAAGGCCGAGAGCUCGGAGGGGGCCGGGGCGGCGCCGGCGGCCCCGGAGGCGUCGGCGUCGCCGAAGCAGCGGCGCUCCAUCAUCCGCGACCGCGGGCCCAUGUACGACGAGCCCACGCUGCCCGAGGGCUGGACACGCAAACUCAAGCAGCGCAAGUCCGGCCGCUCGGCCGGCAAGUACGACGUCUACCUGAUCAACCCGCAGGGAAAAGCCUUCCGCUCCAAGGUGGAGCUGAUCGCCUACUUCGAGAAGGUGGGGGACACCUCGCUGGAUCCCAACGACUUCGACUUCACCGUCACCGGCCGGGGCAGCCCCUCGCGCCGCGAGCAGCGCCCGCCCAAGAAGCCCAAAUCGCCCAAAGGCCCCGGCACCGCCGCCCGGGCGCGGCCCAAGGGCAGCGGCGGUGGGCGGCAGCGCCCGCCCAAGCGGCCUCCGCCGUGUCGGGGGGGCUCUGCGGCCAAACGGGCUCUGGAGAAGCCCCCAGCAAGCUGCUGGUCAAGAUGCCGUUCUCCCGGCCAGCCGGGCCCCGCCCGCCCCGCCGCCUUCCCGGGCGCCGGGCCGUAA